CCUAUUAUAGCCGCGAGCCGCGGCGCACUGCGCUUCCUCCACCAUGCAAGCCUUCGGUGAGGGAUGUCUCUCAAGCGCUCGGUCGCCUUUGCGACGCAAACGCUCACAAUUCCAGUACCCAAGAACCGCCGCCCCAAGUUCGAACUGCACCUGAAAAUCAUCGACCUCAACAACGUCCCGCUCGUCUCAGGCAGCUCGUUCGUGAAAUGGCACCUCCCGCACUCGACGGCCGCCGAACACCGCGGCCGCACCGAAAAGCGCCCGAUCAAGGACCAUAAAGUCAGCUACGACUACGAGGCCAAGCUCGCCGUCAAGCUGGUCGUCGACAAGAGCGGCAUGCUGCAGGAGAGCUCCGUGGACUUCGAGGUGGUGCAAGAGUACUCGGGCGGGGGCAAAGCCGAGCGCAUCACGCUGGGCAACGUCAAGCUGAACCUAGCCGAAUACGUAGAGCAGAGCGAGAUGAACAGGGCCGAGGGCGACGAGCCCGGCGUCACCCGGAGGUACCUCAUGCAGAACAGCAAGAUCAACAGCACGCUCAAGAUCAGCGUCUUCAUGCGUCAGAUUGAGGGCGACAGGAACUUUGUUGCGCCUGCGCUGAAGACGGCGCAGGUGUUCAGCGGGAUUGCCGGGAUCGUGUCGGGCGAGCAGGGAGACGUCGAGGAUGCGGGCUCAACACCUUCUCUCAGUGUCGGGUCUCGAGAAGCUGGGGAGCUCCAAGACAUGUACAGACGGACGCUCGCUGCGUACUGGUCUGCUCAGCCAGGAGAGCUCAAGGCGGAUGAGUGCAUUGAAGACAUCUUCUCGGGCGGUGAUGGGUGGGGCGAUCGUGAGAAGCCAUAUGACGAGCCACGGCGCAUAAGAUUUGUGAACGGCGACAGCAGUGGCUCGAUGAGCGAGGGCGAGUCGCGCAAGGGAAGCAGCACGCUGCGCAAAUCACACGAGACUCUAAGACCUGGUGACACGGCAUCAAGCCCAGCGAGUGUGCGUGGCAGAGGGAGCCUGGAGCAGCAGGCACACCAGAUGCAAGCAGAGGCCAAGCGGGAACGACGCAAGCCGCACCACGAGGUGGAUGAGUUUGACGUCCGGGAGGACCUGCGCAGCUGGCGGUUGCCGAUGUGAUUCUUACACCCAAUCAAUGCAAGAAAAAGUACUUGAAAAUUGCCCCAGCACUCGUCUCCCUAUUGACAUUUAUUCUCACAUUCACCUUGACAUUCAUGCGACUAAGGUUCAGGUGGGGCGACGCGUCGAGGACGGGGCACGUGAACUGGCGCCGGCAGAAUCGGUAGGGCUGCAGGC
Molecule: messenger RNA, 1296 nt
Organism: Paraphaeosphaeria sporulosa
Lineage: Eukaryota; Fungi; Ascomycota; Dothideomycetes; Pleosporales; Didymosphaeriaceae
Exons: 4
Coding region: 64-1119 (351 amino acids)
Source: RefSeq, a predicted model, not a curated record